Molecule: messenger RNA, 2098 nt
Organism: Lottia gigantea (owl limpet)
Lineage: Eukaryota; Metazoa; Mollusca; Gastropoda; Lottiidae
Exons: 15
Coding region: 51-2066 (671 amino acids)
Biological process (GO): lipid oxidation
Molecular function (GO): metal ion binding; oxidoreductase activity, acting on single donors with incorporation of molecular oxygen, incorporation of two atoms of oxygen; protein binding
Source: RefSeq, a predicted model, not a curated record
CAAACAGCUGGAAGGUACGAUAUACUUAAUAACUCACAGCAGUUUUGAAAAUGGGGUCCGGUUGUAGUCAACCAGAUUCAGACUAUAUCAUUUAUGUCGUGACGGGGGAUAAGAAAAAUUCAGGAACAGAUGCUAAAGUGAAAAUCAUCUUACAUGACGAAAAUGAACAACAGAGUGAAGAAAUCAAAUUGGAUAACAAAUGGUCGGACGAUUUUGAAAGUGGUAAAGAGGACGUGUUUCAUGUGCCGCAUAAACAAUCCGCAAUGCUCCAUGGCAGUAUCUCUAAAAUUGAAUUCUGGAGAGACGAUGAUGGUAUUAGAAGUGAUUGGUUCGUGAACAUAAUUUCAGUGAAAUGUUGUAAGAGUAAAGAAAUUUACAUUUUCCCAGUAUUUAAAUGGAUUAAAGCUCUACAACAUUACAGAAUUAUUCAUUUAGACACAUCGCUUCCUCAGUUGGACGAACAUUGGAAACAGAGACAGUUUGAAAUGGAAGAGAUUAAAGAUGUUUAUGAAUAUGGACAAAAGCAACCUGGAAUGCCUGUUCAGAUCAAAAAUAUUCCAGACGAUGAGCAGUUUUCAUUCGACUACCUGUGGGACAUAGUAGUUACGAAAUCUAAACUUAUUGCCAAAUCAAAACUGUCUGCUCUAACGGCAGGACGUUGGAAGUGUCUGGAAGAUUUCAAAAAGCUCUUCGACAAAAAUAUUCUUCCGUUACCAAAGGCUGCAAACACAUGGAAAGAUGACGUUCAUUUUGGACGACAAAGGCUUACUGGCUGUAACCAUUCCCUGAUUAAGUUGUGCACAGUUAUUCCGGACAAGUUGACAGUUACAGAUGAAAUGUUAAAUCCGAUAUUGGAAGGCAACAGUUUACAGUAUUUGUUGGACAACAAUCGCAUUUUCAUAUGUGAUUUCAAUGUUCUAGAGAAAGCGGAAUCUAAAGAAGGUUAUUGUGUAUGUGCGCCCAUAGCACUGUUCAUGAUUGAUAAAAACCAGGAUUUAAGACCAAUAGCCAUUCAGUUAUAUCAAGAUCCAGAUCCUGAUAAUCCGAUCUUUUUACCAUCUGAUGAUCCCAAUUUAUGGAACUUGGCUAAAAUGUGGUUUAAUAAUGCUGACGCGGCUCAUCAUCAAUCUCAGACACAUUUAGGGUUUACUCAUCUGCUGAUGGAAGGUGUGUGUAUCGCAGUUCACAGAUGUCUUUCACAAUCUCACCCAUUGUUCAAACUGUUGGCUCCACAUUUCCUUUUUCUCAUUGCUAUUAACACACGAGGUCUAGACGUUCUUAUAUCCGAAGGUGGCUGGGUUGAUAAGGUUAUGAAUAUUGGUGCUAAAGGAAUGUUCAAACUAAUUGAAAAAGGAUUAGAUGAAUGGAGAAUUGAUCUCCAUGGUACCUUACCAAACGAUUUUAAAUCAAGAGGGGUUUUGAACCAAGACAUUUUACCAGGGUAUCAUUUUAGAGACGACAGUUUACUUCUUUAUCAUGCAAUACAGAAAUACGUUGAAAAUUACGUCUCUUUGUAUUAUGAUUCUGAAGAUAAAAUUACAGGCGAUUGGGAAUUGCAGAAUCUUGGCAAAGAGCUGUCAAUGCCAAAAUCACAAGGUGGAGUUGGUGUUCUUGGUGUGCCAAAUGACGGGGAGCUGAAGACCAAAGAAGAUAUCAGUUUGUUGUUUACAAGUGUAAUAGUAACUUGCAGUGUGAUGCAUUGCGCAACAAACUUUCCAAUAUAUCAAAACUAUGCAUUUCCUCCGAACUAUCCAGCUACAAUGAGAGGUGUACCCCCAUCAACCAAGGAUCCGAUUCGAGAAGAUUUUAUAAUGGAUUCUCUACCAAACAAAAGCAUCACCAGAGAUAUUUUAGUGGUAUCCAAAAUACUAAGCUUACAGGGUACCAAAAGUCUUGGAGACUUUGAAGUUCAGUAUAUAUACGAUCCCAGUGCUUUAAAGAUUGUGGAAGAGUUUCGUUCGGAUUUGAGAAAGAUCAGCUUGGAAAUAAAGGAAAGGAAUAAGACAAGGAAGACACCCUACACUAAUCUAGACCCUGAAUAUAUCCCAAACUCGAUCAGUAUAUAAAAUGUUAACAAAUAAAUAGUGUGAAAGGAAAA